CAAAGGCAUCGGCUUUGCUUCAUCGCGAGGCGCACCAACCCCCGGAUUCUGACACCUCCUCUCCCCACUCCUAUAGAUCCCGUCCCCUUUCCCAUUGGCACCGAGCAACCCAAAACCCUUCUCCUCUCCUCUCCCACCCACGAUGGCCGCCGCCGCCGCCGCCACGUCCACUGCUCACUCACUCCUCCUCCAGCGCCCCGCCGCGCCGAGGGCGCCCGCCGCCACCGCCUCCUCCCUGCGCCUCCCGGCGCGCUCCGCCAAGAUCUCUUGCACGGCGGUGGCGGCGCCGUCCGCGUCCUCCCCCGUCACGGGCGCCGGGGACCGGGGCGUCUACAACUUCGCGGCGGGCCCGGCGACGCUCCCGCUCAACGUCCUCAAGCGGGCGCAGGCGGAGCUCGUCGACUACCACGGCUCCGGGAUGAGCAUCAUGGAGAUGAGCCACCGCGGGAAGGAGUUCGACGCCGCCAUCAAGAAGGCCGAGGCCGACCUGCGCGCGCUCCUCGCGGUGCCCGACACCCACGCCGUGCUCUUCCUCCAGGGCGGCGCCACCACGCAGUUCGCCGCCGUGCCGCUCAACCUCUGCGCCGGCCCCUCCGACCCCGCCGACUUCGUCGUCUCGGGGUCCUGGAGCGACAAGGCCUUCAAGGAGGCCAAGAAGUUCUCCGCCGCCUCCGUCGCCUGGUCCGGCAAGGACGGCAAGUACACCGCCCUCCCGCCCUUCGACGACAUCAAGCAGAACCCGGAGGCCAGGUUCCUCCACAUCUGCUCCAACGAGACCAUCCACGGCGUCGAGUUCAAGGACUACCCGGAGCCCCGGAACAAGUCCGGCAUCCUCGUCGCCGACAUGUCCUCCAACUUCUGCUCCAAGCCCGUCGACGUCUCCCGCUUCGGCGUCAUCUACGCCGGCGCGCAGAAGAACGUCGGCCCCUCGGGGGUCACCAUCGCCAUCGUGCGCAAGGACCUCAUCGGCAACGCGCAGCCCAUCACACCGGUCAUGCUUGACUUCAAGACGCACGCCGACAACGCCUCGCUCUACAACACCCCGCCCUGCUUCGCCAUCUACAUCUGUGGCCUCGUCUUCGAGGACUUGCUCGCGCAGGGCGGCCUUGCGGAGGUCGAGAAGAAGAACGCCUACAAGGCUGGCAUCCUGUACGACACUAUUGACGCCAGCGGCGGGUACUACAUCUGCCCCGUGGAGAAGUCAGUGCGGUCGCUGAUGAACGUGCCCUUCACUCUGGCCAAGGGGCCGGACUUUGAGAAGCAAUUCAUCGCUGAGGCGGCCAAGGAGGGCAUGGUGCAGCUCAAGGGGCACAGGUCAGUUGGUGGAGUGCGCGCAUCCAUCUACAAUGCCAUGCCGCUUGCCGGCGUGGAGAAGCUUGUCGCGUUCAUGAAGGAUUUCCAAGCUAGGAACCCUUGAGUGGCUUGGGCUUAUGAUCAUUUGGUAAUGCUACUAUUUAGCAGGAUGUUUUGUUCUUCAUAACAUAAGUGAGCUCUGUGCAGGAGCUGCUUUGCGCAUUUGUGAUCCGUCUGUAGUAUUAGUGGCGUAGUAACUAUUUUGCAAUAUUUCUUUUCACUUUUUGGUGUUCGUGGAAUUCCAUUCCAUGGCCACCAUUGUUGUUGGAAUGUGUUUUGCUGGGAAUAAGGAAUAAGGUAGACGGUCAGUUAUCUCUAGAGCCGGUGAUGCUGUUGUAUCAUUCAGACUUCUCAGAGCUUAUAAAACACUAAUAAUUGAAAGGUUGGUUGGUUUUUGCCUCUCAAA
Molecule: messenger RNA, 1759 nt
Organism: Panicum hallii
Lineage: Eukaryota; Viridiplantae; Streptophyta; Magnoliopsida; Poales; Poaceae
Product: phosphoserine aminotransferase 1, chloroplastic-like
Exons: 1
Coding region: 143-1417 (424 amino acids)
Biological process (GO): L-serine biosynthetic process
Cellular component (GO): chloroplast stroma; cytoplasm
Molecular function (GO): pyridoxal phosphate binding; O-phospho-L-serine:2-oxoglutarate transaminase activity
Source: RefSeq, a predicted model, not a curated record